UUGUUAAAAUUGGCAUCUGAUUUUAAUAUCGUUUUCUUUUCAAAAUAUAAAUAAAUGUAAUUUCUGGUUGGACUUUAAAGGCUUGACUCAAACCUCAGCACGCCAAGUAAGACCUGAGUACAAGUAUUAGUUUUGUGGUUGGAGUUUAAUGAAUAACAGGAAAAACGUGUUCUGUGGUCCGUACACCAUGUAAGACUUAUAUGAAGUCUUCUCAUACAAGUCAAGGUUAUGAACCUCACCUGGUCCUCUCAAGCACAAACCUUGAUCUUUCUUUUCAUUUUGAUCUGUUUGAGCUUUGAAAAUGUGGAUUUACGACGUGUUCUUGUCUUUCAGCGGUGUUGAUACUCGCAAGACAUUUAUGGGCCACCUCUUGGCCGCUUUGAAGCGGAAUGGUUUUGACACAUUCAGAGAUGACACUAAACUCAGAAGAGGAGAAGAAAUUGGCCCUGGAUUGCUCAAAGCAAUCGAGGAAUCAAGGGUUUCGGUUAUCGUAUUCUCAAAAAACGCGUCCUCAAGAUGGUGCCUUGACGAGCUUAUGAAGAUCAUGAAUUGCAAGAGGAAACUCAAUCAGAUUGUUAUUCCCAUCUUAUAUGAUGUUGAACCUUCUGACGUUCAGUCACCUAGGGGUUGCUAUGCAGAAGCAUUUGCUAGUCACGAAAAGCGGUUCGACUUGGAGUCGGUGAAGAAAUGGAGGUUGGCUCUAGUUGAGGCUGCCAAUAUGUCUGGUUACGUCUUGCAAAAUGAGGCCAACGGGUGUGAGUCGACGUUUAUUGAAACCGUUGUUGGAGAAAUCGCAGAUAAAGUAAAUCCUACAUGUUUAAGUAUUGCGGACUAUCCAAUUGGAAUUCCACCGCGUGUUCAACAAUUGAGUGAGUUUCUAAAGUUGGGGUCAAAUAGUGAUGAUGUGAGGAUUGUUGCCAUAUGUGGGAUUGGUGGAAUAGGCAAGGCUACAAUUGCUAAAGCAAUGUAUAUAAUCGCAUACAUCGAAGUUCUGAGUUUGAAAGCAGAAGCUUUCUUACAAAUAUUGGACGAACGACAAUGUAACCCAACGGCCUUAUUGAAUUACAAGAAAAGCUUCUUUGUAAUCUAGUAGAUGGAAAUCAAAUAAUAAGAAGCGAGGAUCAUGGAAUUGAAGUGAUAAAACAGCGAGCAUGGUGUCGGAGGGUUCUUCUUGUUCUCGAUGAUGUGAAUAACAUUCAUCAAUUGAGGGCAUUAGCCAUUAAUCGUGAUUGGUUACACCCAGGAAGUAGAAUCAUAAUAACAAUUAGAGAUUUGGCUGUAGUAAAUUCGCUUCAAGUAGAUGAGGUGUAUGAGCCUAAGAAGUUGGAUAAGGGGGAAACUCUUCAGUUGGCAUGCCUUUGGGACAGACCAUCCUCAAAAAGACAUGAGAUCCUCUCUGAGGAAGUAGUGAGUUAUGCUAAAGGGCUACCAUUAGUUCUUGAAAUUUUAGGUUCCCGUUUGUCAAACACAAACAUACCUGGUGGAGAAGUGAGUUGGAAAAGUUGAGAAAGAUUCCUCAUGAGGAUGUUCAAGGAAAACUUAGGCUGAGCUUUAAUUCACUUGAUGUUGAACAGAACAGAUUAUUCCUACAUAUUGCAUGUUUUUUUGUUGGAAUGGACAAAGAUUUUCAAUCAAAAUACUAAAAGGCUGUGAUUUCUUUCCAGAAUCUGAAAUUAAGGUUCUAUCU
Cornus florida is the source of this 1687-nucleotide messenger RNA. Its product is annotated as TMV resistance protein N-like. Lineage: Eukaryota; Viridiplantae; Streptophyta; Magnoliopsida; Cornales; Cornaceae. Gene Ontology annotation, biological process: signal transduction; defense response. The record is from RefSeq and is a predicted model, not a curated record. The transcript has 2 exons. The coding region runs from base 302 to 1090 and encodes 262 amino acids.